AUUCUAUCUCCAUUGCGUCUCUGUAUUCUUCGGUGUACUCUCUGAGUCGGGCUUGUCAAACUUCCACUUUGGCCAGUGGACAGUGAACAUCCCCUUCACUCUACACCACCAGGUGCAAACCAGCGCCAUGCCUCGCCUCCUCGAUAUCAUCUCGAUCGGAAUGAUCGCCAUCUUCUGGGCGACCCGACCAACCCUCGCAUCCUCCAUCCCCCGAGAAAUGGCAACCAACGCCAGUCUCUCUGCCCUUGCCAGCGUCGAUGACGACGAGCCUACAUCUUACAAAAGAUGUGACUGGAAUUCGCAAUGCGACUACGGCUAUAUCUGUGAUCAGAAAUGCACCCUCGGCUGUGCCAACACCACCGACUGCGUUGCAGGUCAGACUUGCAAGGAUUUUCGAUGCCACACGGAAGAGGAUGUGCCUUGUGGUCCUUUUGGUUCGAUUUGUGGGAAGAAUGAUGAUUGUUGUUCUGGGCAAUGCAAGAGGAUCUGGUUUAUCUGGAUCAAGAAGUGUCAGCAUGAGGUGCGGCGGGCUAAGAACUUGGGUGGCUGA
Aspergillus campestris IBT 28561 is the source of this 550-nucleotide messenger RNA. RefSeq lists its product as uncharacterized. The transcript has 2 exons. The record is from RefSeq and is a predicted model, not a curated record. NCBI's taxonomy places the organism in Eukaryota, Fungi, Ascomycota, Eurotiomycetes, Eurotiales, Aspergillaceae. Bases 128 to 550 code for a protein of 140 amino acids.